Diabrotica virgifera virgifera (western corn rootworm) is the source of this 1069-nucleotide messenger RNA. Its product is annotated as rho guanine nucleotide exchange factor 26-like. The transcript is spliced from 5 exons. The record is from RefSeq and is a predicted model, not a curated record. Lineage: Eukaryota; Metazoa; Arthropoda; Insecta; Coleoptera; Chrysomelidae. Gene Ontology annotation, biological process: activation of GTPase activity. The coding region runs from base 85 to 981 and encodes 298 amino acids. Gene Ontology annotation, molecular function: protein binding; guanyl-nucleotide exchange factor activity.
AGGGAAAGAACAGACUUUGCAGAAUUUUUAAAUCAACUGGAAUCUAGUCCCGCCUGCCAAUUCUUGUCGUUAUAUUCAUUUCUAAUGCUACCGAUGCAAAGGAUAACCAGAUGGCCUCUGCUAGUAGAUGCGAUUUUAAAAAGACUGUCGGAGUCAGAUCCAGAAUAUCUCACGUGCCAAUAUGCUUUAGCAACUAUGAAUAAGACUGUAACUCAAUGCAACGAAGCAGCUAGAACGAAAGAACAAGAAUUAGAACUUACGAAAAUUUCCGAGAGUUUGGUAUUCGACAAAGAUGUUCCUCCAAUAGAAAUUAAUACUCAAGGCAGAUAUAUUAUUAGGUCAGGAUCAUUGAUGUGUUACCAAUCUAGAAACGAAGAUACCAAAAUGACAUUCGGAAGACGCUUUAGCAAAAUUAAUUUACACAUAUUUUUAUUUAAUGAUCUGUUUGUGGUUAGCAAAAAGAAAAGCGAAUUCCUAUAUACAGUAAUCCAUUACUGUCCAAGGAAUUUUAUAGAAUUGAGGAGCGUCGACAUGUUUCCAGGUUUAAGGAAAAAAGAUGUUAUGGACAAAAAUUUAUUGUACUUAUCCGUGUUGGAGAAUCACCAUAAAAAAGUUGUGGAAUUUCUGCUUUCUGCUCUAACGGAAACUGACAAAGAACGAUGGAUUGAAGCUUUUAGUCCCCCAAAAUCAGAAAAUCCAGAUGAAACGCUCUAUGAAUGUUGGGAUUGUCCCCAAGUGAUGGCUAUGCACAACUACAAUGGCUGUCAGCCUGACGAAUUAUCCUUAUCCAGAGGAGAUGUAAUUAAUGUCUUGAGAAAAAUGACUGAUGGUUGGUAUCAUGGUGAAAGGUUGCGCGACGGACACACUGGUUGGUUUCCUGCAAACUACACAGUAGAAAUAAUAAAUCCUCACGUCAGAGCCAGAAACCUGAAGCAACGAUACAGAUUGCUCACAUUUUCGGAAAAUUAUUUAAAAACGUAGCUAAAUAUUGAUCAAUUAUUUAUAGUUUUCUAUUUACCAUACAAAUGUACCUUUUAUUACAUAUUUUAUUAAAUUUAUUUAAAGUAAA